AUGGCCUCCAGACCAGGGCUAUCCCAGGGUCCCCCGCCAGAAGCCAGGGCAGGGGAGGCCUGGGCCGUGGCCCCCAGUGGUGACUAGUCCUGCCAUGGGAAACAACAGUUCCCAGAGGAGGAGCAAGCGGGCCUGCAAGGACAAGGGGAUGGACAAGGCUGAGCACAAACAGCCCUUCUGCCACUUCCACAGCAAGAAACCGGGUGCCAAGAUCGUGCUGCUUUUUCAGUUGGACAGGCGGCACCACACCGCCGAGGAGGCGGCAGCUGGCCCCAGAGUGCGGAUCCGGGAAGACGCACCCGGCCGCUCGGUGGGCUCUACCGCGCCAGCGUCCAUGCUGCAGGGAGCCGGCGACGGCACAGGGCGGCGUGAGGGCGCACGUGCAAGAGAGAUGAAAAAGAUCCUGGUCCUGCUGCUGUUGCUGGACGCGCGGCAGCAGGAGCAGGGGCGCCACACAGGGGGCCUACCCGGAGCCAAGGCACGGCCCAGCACACCAAGGCGCGGCGCCAGCAUGCCCGCCUGCAACCAGGAGAGCAAAGAGCGCAACCCGGGUGAGGAGUGGCCAUGCAAGCGGCGUCGCUGCCCGCGCCCGCGGCCCUGAGCCCACGGUGCAGACCCCUGGUGCAAUAAAGAGCUAGGAGAAACCUGCA
Messenger RNA from Ochotona princeps (American pika), 650 nucleotides. It is a transcript of the gene C22H20orf144, whose product is annotated as chromosome 22 C20orf144 homolog. The record is from RefSeq and is a predicted model, not a curated record. The transcript has 2 exons. Bases 95 to 601 code for a protein of 168 amino acids. Lineage: Eukaryota; Metazoa; Chordata; Mammalia; Lagomorpha; Ochotonidae.